AUGCAGCGCCAACAGCCGCACAGCAACCGGAGCCACAGAGCCGUGCAGUUUUUAGCACUUCACCCGCCAAAAUACCACCCGAACAAUGACACUAAUACCCAGGUUAAACCAACGCACCGUUAUUUGACAACCUCCGACGCGCACCGCUCUUCCUCUUCGCCUCUCCGUGUGCCCCAAUACAGCGUUCCUGCCCCCUCCUCCACACCAGCGGGACCAUGAUGCUCAGCAGCUCCGUGGAGGUCCCCAGCCCGGGCGGGCUGAGCACCCUCAGCGGGCUGAGCGUGGCAGCUCGGAACGUGGUGCGCUCCUCCAGCAUCUCGGGGGCGAUGUACAACUUAGAGAAGAGUCCCAGCGGCGGUGGUGGCGGCGGGGGUCCCGAGACGACAUCUCUGGCCGGUAACAAGAAGCGGCGUUCCAGCCUGGGCGCCAAGAUGGUGGCUAUCGUGGGCUUGUCACAGUGGAGCAAGAGCACGCAACAACUAAACCAGCAUGAUGGCGGCACCAAGAAGCUCCGCAGCACAAUCCGACGAAGCACGGAGACUGGCAUCGCCGUGGAAAUGAGGAACCGGGUGACGCGGCAGGGCAGCAAGGACUCCACAGACGGCAGCACCAAUUCCAACAGCUCCGACGGAACAUUUGUAUUCCCGACCACGCGCCUCGGGCCCGAGAGCCAGUUCAGCGACUUCCUGGAUGGAUUAGGCCCCGCUCAGAUUGUCGGGCGGCAAACAUUAGCUACACCUCCCAUGGGGGACGUCCAUGUUGGCAUGGUGGACAGAGGAGGUCAGCUGGAGGUGGAAGUCAACCAGGCCAGAGGCUUGAUCCCCAAACCAGGAUCCAGGAAUAUACCCGCGACCUACGUGAAGGUGUACGUCCUGGAGAAUGGAGUGUGCUUGGCGAAGAAGAAAACCAAAGUCGUGAAGAAGAACCUUGACCCCAGCUACCAGCAGCCUCUGUUGUUUGAUGAGAGUCCUCAGGGCAAAGUCCUCCAGGUAAUAGUGUGGGGUGAUUACGGGCGUAUGGACCACAAGUGCUUCAUGGGAAUGGCCCAGAUCCUGCUGGAGGAUUUGGACCUCUCCGCCACAGUCAGCGGCUGGUACAAGCUGUUCCCUACCUCCUCUCUGGCAGACCCGAGCAUCGGACCCCUCGCCCGGCGCCUCUCUCAGUCGUCGCUGGAGAGCGCCACCAGCCCGUCGUGCACCUAAGCUGAGUCAUUCAAGCGUCGGUACUGUACAUACCACUCCAGACUGUCUCUCCAAGAGCUCCACGUCCAUCACGCACAUUGCCACCUAGCGAGUAUUAGUUCCAAGAAGUCAUCGCUGCGGCAUAUUUGACCCCAAAACGUAGCAUUUCCCCCCCCCUUUCCCACUCCCCACCAUGCUUCACGGUGCCAUAACCUUCAUUCAAGGUUCCACAGUUCCAUACUUUCUAAACUCUCUAUGCCAAACUAAGAAACUUUAUUUUUUAAAACCAAAGCAAUCCUUCUUCUUCUUCUUCUAGUCGUGUAGAUGAUCUAGUAGAACAUUAUAGCGUAUGGAUAUGUAGCAGAGCCAAUGAAAGGUGAGGUAGCAACACUGCUAUUGUUGUACAGGGCAGGGCUGACUAUAUCUAGAUAUGCAUACAGUAAAACAUACAUAAGUACAGCAUAUACAGUAUAGCUUGGUGGUUACACAAUUCCUUGUGUUCACGUCUGUAUUGGCUGCAUUCUGCAUGUUUGCUUGCAACCUUUUGUAGACCACUCAUUUAGCCUUUGACCAAUGUAAUAUAAGAGAGUGGCGCUUUAUUUCCACUGAAGGGCGUUGGAUAAAAUAUCAAACACUUGCCUUGAGCACAAAAGGGAUGCUGGGAAAUACGCAUGGCUUCAUAUGAAAGGUCUCCUAUUAUGCAAAAUGGAUUGUUUUAAUGAUGUUCUAACAGUAAUAUGUUCCCCCAGAGCCUGUUUAGAACCUCCAAAUGGCAGCAGAAUAUAUCAUCUCCCUCACUGUUGAGAGAAGAGGUGCUUUGGAGUUUUUUUGGUGGGGGGGGUUUAUUAUAUAAUUUGCUACACGUCUUAAAAUAGAGCUCUGCCAACCUGAAGGCAACAUUUCCUUCCCCAUGGACAUGAGCUUGCCCAGUGUGUAUGCUAAACAUUUUGUGGGAGGGAAAAAAAAAAACACAGGCUUCGCUACACAUUUAAAAAUAAAACUUAGACCUCUGCUAGCCUGGUUUUCAUGACAUCUUGUAUAAACAACAACAAAACUAAUUCCUUGUGGACAUGAUCAUGCCCUAUAUGAAUGCCCACCACUUCAUGGAAGACCGAUUUGAAAAACUAACACAAACAAGGCUUCGCUACACAUAUUAAAACAAAGCCUUGAGCUAUGCCAACUGUGUUCCAUGACGACACAAAGGCAAAAUUUCCUUCCUCAUAGACAUGACCUUGCCCCAUUCAUGGACAGUAGCUUUGUGGGAAAAAAGCAGGGCUUUGCUACACGUUUUAAAAUUAAAACUUAGACAUCUGCCAGUCUGGUUUUCAUAACAUCUUGAAGAAUAAAACUCCUUCCUCAUGGGCAUGCAUGAUCAUGCCCUGUGUAAAUACCUACCACUUCAUAGAGCAUAGCUUUGAAAAAAACAAAACAAAACAGGCUUUGCUACACAUAUUAAAACAAAGAGCUAUACCAACUGGUUUCAUGACAUCAUGAAGGCAAAAACUCUGUCCUCAUGGAUGUGAGCCAAACUCGUGUACAGACUAAAAACUUCAUGUGAAAAAAUACUUUAGUAAAAAAAAAAAGCAGGCUUCGCUACACAUCUUAAAAUAAAACUUAGACCUCUGCCAGCUUGGUUUUCAUGACAUCUUGAAUAACAAAACUCCUUCCUCGUGGACAUGAUCGUGCCCCAUAUAAAUUCCUACCACUUUAUGGAAAUAAAAAUAAACAAGGCUUCACUACACAUAUUAAAAAAAAAAGCUUUGAGCUAUGCCAACUGGGUUUCAUGACAUCAUGAAGGCAAAAACUCUGUCCUCAUGGAUGUGAGCCAAACUUGUGUACAGACUAAAAACUUCAUGUGAAAAAAUACUUUAGUACAAAAGAAGCAGGCUUCGCUACACAUCUUAAAAUAAAACUUAGACCUCUGCCAGUCUGGUUUUCAUGACAUCUUGAAUAACAAAACUCCUUCCUCAUGGACAUGAUCGUGCCCUAUAUAAAUUCCUACCACUUUAUGGAAGACAGCUUUGAAAAAUAAAAAUAAACAAGGCUUCGCUACACACAUUAAAAAAAAAAGCUUUGAGAUCUGCCAACUGGGUUGAAGGCAAAAUCUCCGUAUUCAUUGAUGUGAGCCUAGCCUGUGUAUAAGCUGAGAACUUCAUGGACAGUAGCUUAGCAAAAAAAAGCAGGCUUCGCUACAUGUUUUAAAAUAACCUUUACAGCUUUGUAAGGCGAGUAGCAUAAUACGGGACCUUUAUAAAGGGUGCAAGUGCUCCCCAGGCAGGAGGGAGUAUCACUCGCAUCUUUUUCUGUGAACCAGCGUUUGACUUUCUCAGCAUGGGAUGGAAUAAGGAGGCCUCACACCCACACUUGAUACCAAUGACCUUUAACCCUUUCUCGACUGAUGCGAAAAGUACAGAUGUUUGAUUCGGGUAUAGAUUAGCGUAGGUUUCUGUUCCAUACAGCACUUUAUUGUAAAAUAAUAUUCUCUCACACACUUCUAUGCUGUUUCGCUAUGUGGUUCUUUUCAUUGAAUGCCAGCAUGGAAUUGUAUCUGCACGUUUGUUUAUUUAUGAUUAUUAUUUUGCUUCAUUUGUUGCUUUUUUUUUCAUAGUUUUUGAACAACAACAGGGCAGUUUAACUUGUAGCACUUUCUCAAAGAUGAAUUCCACACAUGAAAAGGUGUAGCAGGAAGUUCAAUGUAGUUGUUUUCCGGGAAAAGAAAACAAAAAAAAGGAGGAAGCUAUUGACGUUUACUGUUAUCUAUGGAGUGACUGAAGAGUCAGCAGUGCAUGUUGGUACUAAAGUACAUUCCGCUGAUGAGCACUAAGUACGCGUUUGCAUUUCUACUUCAUUCCUCUUGGAGGCUUUUUAUCCUCACAGCCAACAAAAGUCUCACUGAUCUCAAUUUUAUUCACCUAUAAUAUUGUAUGGUGUUCUAUAUAUAUAUUAUAUAUAUAUAUAUGUAUAUAUAUAUAGUAUAUAUAUGUCUUUUUGUGGACAGCUGGCAUGAUAAUGUAAAAUAAGUACAAAUACUGUAUUUGCACACCAAUCUUUUUGUGAUUCCUAAAAAAAAAAUCCCACUUUACCCCCCCCCCCAUCCAAAUCCAUGUUCACUGCUGAAUGUUUACUCCUUUGCAAAAAAAAAAAAACAAAGAAAAAAAUAAUAAUAUUGACAUUAAUGGCAGUGUUUUGGAGCUUUUCCGACAGUCUUUGCUUGUGUGGUGAUCCCUUAAGACAAGAAAAGUGGAGAAGGAAACAACUCAACGUAUUUAUCAGCGUCUUUUUGAAUCCCGCAACCAAAAAGCAACGUGAAAUAUAAAAUUGCCUUUCUUCAACGUGAGGUGUGAGUGUGUGCAGCGACUAACGAGAGUGAGGACUGGACGAGUGUAGAAGUGAAGGAUAGAUAUGGAGAUAUUUUCAAUGAAGUCAAGAUGGGUAAAGGAUGCACGUUUGGGGGAUAUGAAGAUUUUUUAAAAGAUUUCUAUCACUUCAUUAUCAUGUGUUGCUGUUUUUUCUUUCUUGAGAUGAAAGUCGUUGAAGCCUGUAUGGUAACGUUUUGAAUGUGAAAGCACUGAAACGGGAGGUUUUUGGGUUUUUUUUUUUUUGGAAGCAGGGGUGUCCAAAGGUUGUGUUGUUUGGGGGCCAUUUUGAUACAUUUUGUGAGGUAAAGACGCUACAACCAAACCAAUGUAGAUCUAUAUCCAUCCUUUUCUUCCAGCUUAUCAGGGUCCGGGUUGUGGGGCAGCAUCCUUAGUUGGGAAGCACAGACUUCCUGGUUUUUAGUUCCACUGUGCCCUGAGGUCAAACCCUUGGAACCUCAUUUUUUGUUGUUAAUUUGUUCCAAAAUGUCGGAAUUGCAUAAACAUUUUUUUGAUUACAUCCCGGAGAGAAGGAAUGUAACUUUCUUUGGCCCCAUGGCGGGUUAUUUACCAACAGUGAGCAAUGCUGGGGAUGGUUUGUCUAAAUAUUUGAAACAUACCAAGGUUUAACAUUUAGAAUAAGCCACAAUAAUAAAACAGAUGUAGGCCAAAAUUUUCCCCCGUGCUGCUCGCUUAGACUUCCCCAGGGUAGCUGGGGGGGGGACAUAAUCCUCCAUUGUGUCCGAGGUCGACCCAUUGGAACAUCGUUACUUUGAAAAUCGAGGUGAUUUUUGCCUUUGGAAUCUGUUCCAGACACCCAAAAACGAAACAAAACAUACAUUUUAGGGAGAAUAAUUUCACGUGCAUAAAACAAUGUGAAAUAGUAGUAAAUAACAAUUGGAUUCAAAGUUAUUCCCGUACGUCCUGGAGAGAUCCAAUUCAAUGGUGUUUCUCACCUUCUUUAGUGAAUUGGUGGCACUUGCAACAUUCCUUGGCCCCAUGGUGGGCUAUUUAGCAGUCGCACAAUAACAUUGUAGCCACUCCAAUUCGCGGAACAAUACAGGACUGGGAAAAAAACUGAAUCCUAUUGGUUUUCAUUGUGGAUUAUGCCAAGGGACACACAAGCCCCCCCCUUUGUACACCCCUGACGUAAAGCUUUGUACCCCUAGAUGAAGAUUUGUUGUUAAUCUGAGGUUUGAAUGUCCACAGCUACCAUGUUGCGUGCAAAAAAAACAAAAAGAAAAACGUACUGUAUCUUCAAUCAACCUGUUGCAAAUGUAUUUUAUUUUUGUAAGCAGAGAGGCGAUAUUGCGAGGAGGUCGUGUCUAAGAAGAUGAGGGCUUGUUCAGUUUACAAUGGCCUUAUUAUUAUUAUUAUGAUUAUUAUGAUUAUUGUUAUUGUAAAAGAGACAUCAAUGCUUCACUUUAUUGUAGCACACAAAGUUUUGACAAAUGUAUUUUGCUUGAAAUAUUGUUACUGGAGUUCUACAUCCAAUAUCUAUAUACUAUAUAUACAGUAAGUGUGUAAAUGUAGAGUUUUAUGAAUGUAUUUCUUAACCAGUGUACCUUUUAUGUCUUUUACUUUUACAGUACUGUCUUUUUAGACUACUACUUGUACUCUACUGUAUUAUUUGUGUAUUCCCUUGAAGAAAACAGCUCAGUGGGUGAAAUGAGCAUGAAUUAACUCAUUAGUUAUUGACAUAUCUGAACCAAGUAUCAGGCUGAUAGCAUUUGACUUUUGUACAUGAUAUUAUUUACCGCAUGGUUACGCUGAUUAUUCUUGUAUUUCAUUGUCCAUCACGUGGAGUCAUUUUUCGGCGAGGAGGCGGAUUAAGUUGCCUAGCGACAGAUUUUGAAGAGAUGCAAAGAAUCCGCAUAAAAAAAUCUGUAGCUUAAAUAGGGUUUCUGGGAACUUUCCAUGUGAAGUUUGGCUGAGGAAUUAUUGGAAUUUUAUAUAUUUAAAAUUGUAUUGGGAAACAAGAGGAACCUGUGGGGAUAAUUUGUUAAAAAAAAGCAUGCAAACUAAUAAUACAAUAUAAAUAAUAGUAAUAUUUUUUUAAUUGAACAUCAAUUUUAAAAUGUUAACUUUUAUUUAGAAUAAAGUUCUACAUUUUAUGAGGAAAAAAAAUAGUACAUUCACGAGAAAAAUUCAUAAUAUUACAUGUCAUUACGUGAGUUUUUGUCUCGUACGUUUAUGACUAUAUUCUUGAAAUCUCAGAUUAUUUUAAUACCCUGUCAUAACAGCCAUUUUCUGAUGCUUUAUUCUUGUGAAUUUAUGACUUUUUUCUUGUUAAUUUACAAUUUUAUUCUCAUGAAUUUACGACUUUAUUCUAGUGAAUUUGUAACUUUUUCUUGUGGAUUUACAACUUUAUUCUCGCGAAUUUGUAACUCUUUUCACGUUAAUUUACGACUUUAUUCUUGUGAAUUUAUGACUUUUUUUCAUUUAUUUACAAAAAAAAUUUCUUGUAAAUUUACGACUUUAUUCUGGUGAAUUUAUGACUUUCUCAUGAAUUUACAACUUUUUUUCUUGUAAACUUAGUUCUCAAAAUAUAAUUUUAAAAAAAAGCGGCACUAAUUUACCGUCAUAGAAAUACUACUACCACUUUAGUAAUAUUAUUUAUAAUAAAAUAAUAAGAAUAAUUAUAAUAGUAGCUAUAAAAUAUUACAUUGAAAUAUAGUAGAAAUAAUUGACUAUUACUAGUACUAAUGAAAUGGUAAUACUUGAAGUAAAAGUAAUAGAACAUAAAAUAAUUAUUUGGCAAUUUUAAAACAUUUUGACUAACUCAAUUUGCUUUAAUGUAAAUACCUGCCGAAUGAGUAUUAUAAAUGAAAUAAAAUCCAAACAAUUCCCACGGAAUGUUUUCCCAGAAUGAUGCAACCCUAAUCUUAAAGUAGCACGAGCUUUGGCUUUUAUUUCACAGGCAAUAACUAUUGAUUGUAGCCUCUAACAGUGGCUAUACUUUAGAGUUGUGUGGCGGACAAAUGAAGACUUCCAAUCCCAUUUUGCGGCGCCUCAGGCAGGAACGAUAUCUGCUAUUUGUACUUCCUUUAUUGCCAAUGUAGCAGCUUUCAUGUGAACAGGAACAGACAUGAUGUUUGUUUGUUUGUGUCACUUUAAGUGUCAAUUUGUCUUCAUCCAUGUUGCUUAAUGUUAAAAAUCACAGCACAGGUUUCCUAAGUAGCCAUCCUAAGGCCCGACCCCCCCAACCACACUUUCUAGGUCAAUUUCCCAAGCCAGCAAAGCACAAGUGUCCCUGAAUGCAACAGGACAAAAGAAGUUGAUUAAAGAAACACAAGCACACACACACACACACACACACACACACAAAGUUGAACCUUGAUCCACAUUGCUGGUGGUCCGCUCUAAACAGGCCUUAUAAUAUUACCUUUCCACUGAGGUGUUUGCAAAAAAAAAAAAAAAAAAAAAGGACAGCGUCACGUGGGCGGAUGCAUUUUAGGGCAAAAAUCGAGCGAGAGAAAAAAAAAGGGAGAAGCUGUAAUUUUCUACCCGUGCUUUGUAAAUGUUUUCUAUGUGCAGUAUUUGAUAAUGUAAAACUGGUAUUUUUGUGGUUUGUACGCUGCAAAAUUGAUGACUUACGGUGCACGUAAUUUUUUUAAGAAAACAACACAAACUGAGGGGUACACACACACACAAACAAAAAAAAACAUUUCCGAUUCAGAAGCCUGUAUUUGCAUGCCCUUUGACCUCUGGACGCAAAGUCAUUAAAGUCAAGUUGAAUCACAAA
Doryrhamphus excisus (bluestripe pipefish) is the source of this 8282-nucleotide messenger RNA. RefSeq names its product regulating synaptic membrane exocytosis 3 (gene rims3). Gene Ontology annotation, biological process: calcium ion-regulated exocytosis of neurotransmitter; regulation of synaptic vesicle exocytosis; positive regulation of synaptic transmission. Gene Ontology annotation, cellular component: cytoskeleton of presynaptic active zone; presynaptic membrane. The record is from RefSeq and is a predicted model, not a curated record. Gene Ontology annotation, molecular function: transmembrane transporter binding; small GTPase binding. NCBI's taxonomy places the organism in Eukaryota, Metazoa, Chordata, Actinopteri, Syngnathiformes, Syngnathidae.